Pelodiscus sinensis (Chinese soft-shelled turtle) is the source of this 3359-nucleotide messenger RNA. It is a transcript of the gene MTMR8, whose product is annotated as myotubularin related protein 8. Gene Ontology annotation, molecular function: phosphatidylinositol-3-phosphate phosphatase activity; phosphatidylinositol-3,5-bisphosphate phosphatase activity. Gene Ontology annotation, cellular component: nuclear envelope; cytoplasm. Lineage: Eukaryota; Metazoa; Chordata; Testudines; Trionychidae. The record is from RefSeq and is a predicted model, not a curated record. Gene Ontology annotation, biological process: phosphatidylinositol dephosphorylation.
GAGUCUCGCGAUAGCUGAGGGGGCGGGCGGGACCUGCUCGGUGCGGAUGGCCGAGAAGGCUGGGUUGUGACCCAUGGUGGAUUCUGAGUGAGGGAAGCGGGAGCUCGGGCAGGGGCCAUGGAGCACAUCACCACCCCUAAGGUAGAAAAUGUCAAAUUAUUAGAUCGUUAUACCAACAAGAAGCCAGCAAAUGGAACCUUAUACCUGACAGCGACCCAUCUGAUCUAUGUAGAUUCUUCGGCUGAAAUCCGAAAAGAAACAUGGAUUCUACAUCACCAUAUAGCUACUGUGGAGAAGUUACCUCUGACCACAUCUGGAUGCCCAUUGCUUAUUCACUGCAAGAACUUCCGUGUUGCACAUUUUGUCAUUGGACAUGAACGGGAUUGCCAUGAAGUGUACACGUCCUUGCUUAAACUUUCACAGCCAGUGACAUCUGAAGAACUUUAUGCAUUUUCUUAUAACCCCAAAAUGUCUAAAGAUAAUCGGGAGAUUGGAUGGAAGCUGAUUGAUUUAAAAGUAGAUUAUCAGCGUAUGGGAAUUCCAAAUGACUACUGGGAAAUAACAGAUGCUAAUAAAGACUAUGAGGUCUGCAACACAUACCCUCCAGAAAUAGUGGUACCAAAGGCUGCUAAUAAAGCAACUGUGGUUGGAAGUUCAAAAUUCAGAAGCAGAGGGCGGAUCCCAGUGCUUUCCUAUCUUUACAAAGAAAACAAUGCUGCCAUAUGUCGCUGUAGCCAGCCUCUUUCUGGAUUCAGUGCUCGUUGUCUGGAAGAUGAACAGAUGCUGCAGGCAAUUAGACAAGCCAACUUGGGGAGUCCAUUCAUGUAUGUUGUAGACACAAGACCAAAGUUAAAUGCUAUGGCAAAUCGAGCUGCUGGGAAGGGUUAUGAGAAUGAAGAUAACUAUGACAACAUUCGCUUUAAAUUCAUUGGCAUAGAAAACAUCCACGUAAUGCGGAACAGCUUGCAGAAACUUUUGGAAGUGUGUGAAGCAAAAUCUCCUUCAAUGAGUGACUUCCUUACUGGCCUGGAGAACUCAGGAUGGUUGCGGCACAUUAAAGCUGUAAUGGAUGCUGGUGUCUUUCUUGCUAAGGCAGUGAAAGACGAAAAAGCCAGUGUCUUAGUCCACUGCUCAGAUGGGUGGGAUCGUACGGCUCAGGUCUGUUCACUGGCUAGCCUCCUCUUAGACCCAUUUUAUAGAACAUUUAAAGGACUAAUGGUUCUAAUAGAAAAGGAAUGGAUUGCGAUGGGCCACAAGUUUUCACACAGGUGCGGCCAUCUGGAUGGUGACCCAAAGGAAGUAUCUCCUGUCUUCACUCAAUUCACUGAAUGUGUCUGGCAGCUCAUGCAGCAGUUUCCCUGUGCAUUUGAAUUUAAUGAGUGUUUUCUUCUCGAAAUCCAUGAUCAUGUCUACUCGUGCCAGUUUGGCAACUUCCUUGGGACUUGCCAUAGGGAACGGGAGGAUCUAAAGAUCUUUGAGAAGACCCACUCCCUGUGGCCUUUCCUAUUACAGAAGAAGCAGGAGUUCAAGAAUCCUCUGUAUAAGGGAUUCACAGCUUACAAGGAGCUUAAGCCAAACACUCUCCCUUUCAGUUUCCAGUUCUGGUGUGGAAUGUAUAACCGCUUUGACAAAGGAAUGCAUCCAAAGCAGUGUGUGCUGGACCAUCUCCUCAGCUGCAUGAGCCAGAAGAUGAAGUUGGAGGACAAUGCAACUGAACUGGAAAAUAAGUUGCCCUUCCUAGAUGGUCCCCUGCCAGAUGAAGUUUGCUCCUUAUCUAAAAUUAUAAAUGCCUCGGUUGAGUCUUCCAAAACGCCGAUGUUGAACACUCCCCAGGAUUAUGAAAGUGAACCACCUGCUCUGUUAACCAAUGGUGCCAUAGUGGAGGAAGUUGACAUCAUGCCUGAUCAGGACCAAAAGAACAAAGAGGAUCUUGCUAAUCAUCAUGACCUUCCUGACCUUAACAGAACCAUGGAAGUUUUAGAAUCAGAUGCUAAAAAAGAAAAGCUGCAGGACCAGUGAUUAGCUCUCAUAGUGUACUCAGUGUGAGCCAUGCAAAUGUGGCAAUAAGGUAUGCAAGAUCUGUGCCCUGUGAGGGCACAGCCACCUCGACCGUGUACAGCCAAGUAUUUGUGUGUGUGUGGAGGGGCUGUUCUUUGAGACGUGUGAACAACCUAGAAAAAGGAUUUUACCUUCAGUUUGGAUUACAGGUCAAAAGAUGAAUGUGCAUGCACAGCUACCCAGAAGGCUAUCGUGACUGAAGUAUAAGCCUCAUUUCCCAGUGAAAAUGUGGUCUUUCCUACCAAGUUUUAAAGAUAACUUCCAUUACUGGGUUUUCAGAGUGUAAAGAUGCUUUUGAUCACUUGGAUAGUAAGGAUUAAAAACCACACAGUAUUUAUAACUGGAGUAGGAGAGAUGUGAUUUGUAUUUUGGCAAUGAAAGGUUGUAAACGCCAUUUUAGUUCACCUUAAAAUGUGGAUAUGCUAAAAAGGUUUUUUCUUAGCUGUUUAAUGAUGCUGUGCAUGGAAUCCUACACUGUGGCAGAGGCUGAUUAUUUUCUUUUCCUAUGCACAUUUGUAAGGAACUGUGCCUUUUUUUAUUGAGACCAUCUUUAAUGUCCAAAAUGGCAAUGUAAUUUGUAUUAGUGUAAUAUGCAGCUGUAGUAUGUCAUUGUUUUGUGGCCAGUGCUUUCAAAGCUGUUUUGUAUGUGUCACUGCUGACAACCUCCCUAGCAUCUCAGAUGGUCACCUGAGUCAGUAGCUUUUCUUUACUUCAGCAUGUCUGACAAUACCUUAAUAUUCUUGAGCCACACAAAACCACACUGUAGCAUUUGAAUUUGACAGUGGUGGUGUUUCUCCUAAAAUCCCCCAAGUUACAAACCAGAAAUGAGGGGAAUGUUUAAAUUUACCUCAGAACUUUUCUUGUUUCAGAUGGCUAAUAUAGGUCUUGUAACAAGGGGAUAACUUAUAGUUCUGGCCUAGAAACAUGAGGUUUUUUCAAACCUAGAAACAAGGCUGCAUAGGAAAUACAAUAUUCUUUUUUAUUUAAAAGGAAGGCUAAAAUGAUCUCCUCACAGCAAAUCCUAAGUGUCAAUAGAGAAUGUCAUCUUUGAUCUUACAACAUUAAUACAAAUUCUGCUGACAUUGCAUUCUGUUUCCAGUGAAGACAUUCAUGCUUGUUUCCCUCUAAACACUCACUCCCUCUCCCUUUCCCUCUCCCUCUCCCUCAAGUUUCAGUAGAAGUUGCAGAUGCUCAACAUCUCUUUAUGAUCAAGUCCAUUAUACACAAAAUAUCAUGGAGCAACUCCCAAAGCUAAAGAGGGAUGAUCCUACUGCUCAUAGUCUCCAUUCUUAUUGGCAUAU